CGGGACAGUCCUAUGCUUACCUAGCGCCCCUAUCCACCAUAUUUUCUGACGGACUCUAGCCUGGUUUUUCACCGAAAACCAUAUGGAAAUGGCCGGAGACCUCCAGGGAACCUAGGUGUCCUUGCUUCGGCUGAGCCUGGGCUAACGCGCGAGCGCGGCGGGACUAUCCUAGCAGGUGUUCCCGGAGAGAGGCGAUGGCGUCUAGUAGUAACUGGCUGUCUGGAGUGAAUGUCGUGCUUGUGAUGGCGUACGGGAGCCUGGUAUUCGUACUGCUGUUUAUUUUUGUGAAGAGACAAAUCAUGCGCUUUGCAAUGAAAUCUAGAAGGGGACCCCAUGUCCCUGUGGGACACAAUGCCCCCAAGGACUUAAAAGAGGAGAUCGAUAUUCGACUCUCCAGGGUUCAGGAUAUCAAGUAUGAACCUCAGCUUCUUGCAGAUGAUGAUACCAGACUACUGCAGCUGGAAACCCAGGGGAAUCAAAGUUGCUACAACUAUCUAUACAGGAUGAAAGCUCUAGAUGCCAUCCGUGCCUCUGAGAUCCCGUUUCAUGGUGAAGGCCGGCAUCCCUGUUCUUUAAUGGGUAAGAAUUUCCGCUCCUACUUGCUAGAUCUUCGAAACACUAGCACUCCUUUCAAGGGUGUUCGAAAGGCCCUCAUUGAUACCCUCCUGGAUGGAUACGAGACAGCCCGCUAUGGGACAGGGGUCUUUGGCCAGAGUGAGUACUUGCGAUAUCAGGAGGCCUUAAGUGAGCUGGCCACUGUAGUCAAAGCACGAAUUGGGAGUUCUCAGAGACAACACCAGUCAGCGGCCAAAGACCUAACUCAGUCACCUGAAAUGUCACCAACAACCAUCCAGGUCACAUACCUGCCCUCCAGCCAGAAGAGCAAACGCCCUAAGCACUUCCUCGAACUGAAGAGCUUUAAAGACAACUACAACACCCUAGAGAGCACUCUGUGAUGGAGCUACAUACAUGCCAUCUGUGUGGCCCUCGGGAUAUCUGGUUCUGCAGACCCAGACUUUAUUGGCCAAAGCAUUCUUACAGAAUUGUGUCUAAAAGACCAUUCCCAACCCUUUCUUAUAUUGGCUAAGACUUCAGUAUCUCCCAUUAGCACUUCUGGAUUUGAAUUGAAAUGUCAUUCUUAACAUUUCUGUUGAAGCUUCCUUGAAAAUCUUCGCUUGAUUUUGGCUGUAAUUCACCUACCCUGUUCAGUGCUGUUUAAUCCCAAAGAUGUAAUUUGAGGACAUAGGGCGUGGAGUGUCGCUGCCAGUAACUGAUUGGACUGUAUGUCUGGAUCUAAACUACUGAUUGUCUGAAAUUCCAACAGAAGAAAUCCUGAAAUAGGGAAUGUGUGAAUUUGCAAAGAGCAGUGGCACUGAAGAAGACUGUCAACAGGUGGCGGAAUUUUCAUACACACUGUAUGUGGCAGAUGACAUUGGACCAACGGAGAAACCUAUAUGCUGCCCUAAGGAUGAAGGAUACUGUGGAAAAGGAAUUAGCACUGUCCAACAAACAGCUACUGGUGGUCCGUCAAGCUGCCUUACACGAGCUGUUUGAAAAGGAAUAUCAACAGUACCAGCGGGAACUCAAUCGGAUGGGCAAAGCUUUUUAUGAGGAGAGACUCUGACAGCUGCUGAAACAUCGUUCUUCCAUCUCGCUGUGCCUGCCACCCAGCCUUCAUUCUUUACCUUGAGCUUCCCAAAACAUGCCUUUUUCACUGUAAUGUCAACUUAAAUGUUGCCUCUGGAAACAAGAGUGACACCUUGUGGUCAGUGUGGGAUAUGCACUUUUGUCGGGGGAUAGUAUGUACAGUGGAUUUAAAAAUCUGAUUUGGUUUAACAAAUAAAGCUAGUUCUUAAAGGUUCA
Molecule: messenger RNA, 1863 nt
Organism: Grammomys surdaster
Lineage: Eukaryota; Metazoa; Chordata; Mammalia; Rodentia; Muridae
Gene: Ltap1
Product: chromosome unknown C1orf43 homolog
Exons: 11
Coding region: 195-956 (253 amino acids)
Biological process (GO): phagocytosis
Source: RefSeq, a predicted model, not a curated record